GCCGGGGGCCAGCCCGGGGGGCGAGGGGCUGGCGGGGUCCAUGUGAGCCCCGAGCCCACCUCCACGCCAGCGGCUCCGCGCGCUGGGCAGGCUCGACGGCCGGCUAUGGGGAAGGCCGCUGGCCGGAAAGCGCCGCUGUGGCUGCGGGCGAAGUUUCAGAGACUCUUAUUUAAGCUGGGCUGCUACAUUCAGAGGAACUGCGGCAAGUUCUUGGUGGUGGGCCUCCUCAUCUUCGGGGCCUUCGCCGUGGGGCUGAAGGCGGCCAACCUGGAGACCGACGUGGAGGAGCUGUGGGUGGAAGUUGGUGGACGAGUGAGUCGGGAGUUAAAUUACACUCGCCAGAAGAUUGGAGAAGAGGCGAUGUUCAACCCUCAGCUCAUGAUCCAGACCCCGAGAGAAGAAGGUGCCAACAUCCUGACCACAGAAGCGCUACGGCAGCAUCUGGACUCCGCGCUCCAGGCCAGCCGGGUCCAUGUGUACAUGUACAACAGGCAGUGGAAAUUGGAACAUUUGUGUUUCAAAUCUGGAGAACUCAUCACAGAGACAGGCUAUAUGGAUCAGAUAAUAGAAUAUCUUUACCCUUGCUUAAUUAUUACACCAUUGGACUGCUUCUGGGAAGGGGCGAAACUACAAUCCGGGACAGCAUAUUUACUGUAA
Sorex fumeus (smoky shrew) is the source of this 657-nucleotide messenger RNA. Its product is annotated as protein patched homolog 1-like. Gene Ontology annotation, cellular component: plasma membrane. Gene Ontology annotation, molecular function: hedgehog receptor activity; hedgehog family protein binding; smoothened binding. The transcript is spliced from 5 exons. Lineage: Eukaryota; Metazoa; Chordata; Mammalia; Eulipotyphla; Soricidae. Gene Ontology annotation, biological process: smoothened signaling pathway. The record is from RefSeq and is a predicted model, not a curated record. Bases 106 to 657 code for a protein of 183 amino acids.